This is a messenger RNA of Mangifera indica (mango), 1168 nucleotides long. RefSeq lists its product as uncharacterized. The record is from RefSeq and is a predicted model, not a curated record. Lineage: Eukaryota; Viridiplantae; Streptophyta; Magnoliopsida; Sapindales; Anacardiaceae. Bases 70 to 813 code for a protein of 247 amino acids. Gene Ontology annotation, cellular component: chloroplast. The transcript has 4 exons.
AAAAAAUUAAACCCGUUUCUGUUUUACUAUCUUUUUCUUCUUUCUUCUUCGAUUUUGUGGUCAUCGUCAAUGGCCACAAACUCAGCCCUCUCUUGGCAUCCCUUGCACCCCAAAACCCGUCUUCCACUCCGCCACCAACGGCUGCCCCUCUGCCGCGUCCAUGCCGUCACCGUCCGCGCCUUCCAACGCAGCGACUUCGACCGCUUUGCCCGCCGGAUGACCUCCGGCGAGGCCUGGAGAGAUGCCUGGAGCAGCGCCAACGGUGGAUUUGAGCAACUCGUGUUUGAAGCUAAGAAGACCGCCGAGCGUAUCGACCGCCAGUACGCCGUGUCCCGCAGACUCAGCUCCGCGGCGCGCGCAGCCUCUGACCGUGCACGUGAGAUCGAUCGGGAGUUUAAAAUUAGCGUGCGGUGGAGGGCUCUUAGUAUGGAUUUUAGUAGAAAUUGGCCAAGGUACAGGAAGCAGCUUAAUGAUUUUCUGGAUACUCCAUUGGGAAGAAGUUUUGCUACAAUUUUCUUCCUCUGGUUUGCAUUAUCUGGAUGGCUGUUUCGGAUAUUUUUCUUUGCUGCAUGGGUCCUUCCACUUGCAGCACCUCUUCUGAUUGGGACUGUGGCCAAUAAUUUUGCCAUUAAGGGAUCUUGUCCGGCUUGUAAGAGGCAGUUUGUUGGUUACAAGAACCAGGUAAUUCGAUGUACAGGCUGUGGAAACAUUGUGUGGCAACCGGAAGGUGACUUCUUCUCAGGGGGUGGUAAGGGCAAGACUACGUCAAAGUCCGAUGGAGACAUCAUCGAUGUUGAGUUUGAAGAAAAAUGACAAGCAAUGCCAAAGCGAUGUAACCGUUGGUUCAUUCUGCUGCACGAGCUCAAACCUGGCAAAUGGAAAACAAGAGGGUAGAUGUCUAUGAUCAUUCCUGGCGAUAUGCAUCUUGCUGAGAUCUUACCAUUGCCUUUGAUAAUGUUUUUGUUUGUUUUGCAAGUGCUUUUAGGGACUGUGCUUAGCAAUACUACCCUAAUCUGUAUAUUAUGUUAUGCUUCUUAGUUAAAGGGAAACAUUGAGAAACAAUGAGACUGGAGCCCCUCUUUGGCCGUUUGUUCAUAACAUGAAUUUUCCUCCUGGCGGGCUUCCUUUAUGACUUAGUUGUGAAUCAAUACAAGUGAGAUUAAGAAUC